AUUUCCAUGCACAUUUGAUUAGCUUAGAUAGAACACCUGAGUCUGGAUAUUGAGUUGGGCUUGGGCUGAUGCUCGAACCCGGGUGUUUGGCGUCUGCACAGCACCUUUCUUGGUGGGCUUGAUUAAGGUUUCAGGUGCAUCACUUUGAAUCUAGUCCUAAAACGAUGAAUCUUUUUAGAUUUUGACACCCCCAUCCAAAGGGAAAACCUCUAACAGUCCUCUAAUCAUUAUCAAGAAUGUUUUAUCUAGUCUCCAAUUAAUUUCUUUUUAUCUCAAUUGAAUCCUCAAGAUACAAGAGUGAGAAAAUUCUCAAUGAACUCCCCUUUACGGAAGUUCAUGGUAUAAGAGGCUUUAAAUUUGUGCAUAGGAAAUCCAUAGUUUCCUAUUAAAAAUUUGUGAGGAAUUUAGAUGGAGAAUUCAAUUGAGAAUUUCUAUAAGCACUUAGAGGAUCCAAUUGAAAUAAAAAAAAUUCUUUGUAGACUCAAUCUGAGUUAUAGUUUUUCCAAAGAAACUGCUCAGUUUAACUGUCGCUAUGAUGCCUACCGUUGAGUACUGUCUGAUAACAUUGUGUGGUAAGGAUUGGUGCAAGCAUCUCGCAAGCAACUUCCUGUCUUUCAGUUUGACACUCAUCAAUUCUUCUUCUCCCUUCUCCGCAUGACUCCAUUUUCUCUACUUUGUUCUACACCUCUCUCACUGUCUCUUCCCCUAGAGUAACAGAACCACCUGCAUGCAUCAUGGCUUCACCAAUCCUUAAAUUCCCAUUUCUUUCUCACACCACUUCCCUCUCGAAGCCUCUCGCCUUUUAUCCCCUCUCCCUCACUCCUAAACCAAGAAAAACCUCGAGGCCAAUACAUGUAAAGCAGCAGCAGCAAGGGUCUAUUAAGUGCCAUGCAGUUACAGAUCUUACAAGUGGUAAUACUGUACCUUCAUCAAUUGAGGAUCAGAGUAAAGGAGAGGAUAAUGAUGAUCACUUAGUGCUUGUGGGUCCUUCUAGUGAGGAGGAAAGGAGGGGAGAAAGAGAGGUGGCAGACUAUGAUUGGACAGAAGAGUGGUACCCACUUUAUCUUACCAAGGAUGUACCAGAUGAUGCUCCUUUAGGCCUAACUGUGUUUGAUAAGCAGGUAGUGUUGUAUAAAGAUGGGCAGGGUGAACUUCGCUGUUUUGAAGAUAGAUGUCCCCACAGGUUAGCUAAACUAUCAGAAGGUCAGUUGAUAGAUGGAAGACUCGAAUGCCUAUAUCAUGGUUGGCAAUUUGAGGGGGAGGGCAACUGUGUCAAGAUACCUCAGCUUCCUGCAAAUGCUAAAAUUCCUCAGUCAGCUUGUGUCAAAACCUAUGAGGUGAGGGAAUCCCAAGGAGUUGUGUGGGUGUGGAUGUCCUCGAAAUCACAACCAAACAUAAAUAAACUACCCUGGUUCGAGAACUUUGCCAGGCCAGGUUUCAAAGAUUCUUCCGCCGUCCAUGAGCUUCCCUACGAUCACUCCAUACUUCUUGAAAACCUGAUGGAUCCAGCACAUAUUCCAAUCUCACACGAUAGGACAGACCUGUCAGCAAAAAGGGAAAAUGCCCAGCCACUACGUUUUGAGGUGACUGAACGUACUGACCGGGGAUUUGCAGGCUGGUGGGGUGGGGGAGAUGCUCAAACAUUGCCAAACUUCUUACGGUUUGAAGCCCCUUGUGUCCUAUCCAAUAACCGAGAAUUCAUUGAUGAGAAGGGGGUGAAACAGUACUUCUCGGGCCUCUUCCUAUGCAGACCAACUGGACAAGGAAAAUCCAUGCUUAUUGUGAGGUUUGGAGGAACAGCGAUGCCUCAAAUAGCAAAUUGGAUCCCCGAAUGGUUCUUUCAUCAGAGGGGAUGCACAGUCUUCGAACAAGAUAUGGGAUUUCUGUCAUCCCAGAAUGAAGUUUUAAUGAAAGAAAAGGUCCCAACAAAGAAAUUGUAUCUCAAUUUAAGGUCUUCAGAUACAUGGGUAGCAGAAUACAGGAAAUGGAUGGACAAAACUGGACAUGGAAUGCCUUACCAUUUCGGGCACAACACCAUUUCUUUACCUGAAUUACCAGCUGUUGUAGAACAUGCACCAGCUGGUCUGGUUGCUGGAGUUUCAGCUUCUUUCCCAGCUAAGGGUGGCACUGGGACGAUGCAUGCUCCCAAUUUGGCCAAUCGAUAUUUUCGCCAUGUAAUUCAUUGCAAAGGAUGCAGUGGUGCUCUCAAAGCUUUCAAUACUUGGAAAAAAGCUCUCUCUGCCAUUUCUCUUGCAUUGACUGCAUUAGCUAUUCUAGUGUCUGGAAGGCAGUGGAAAGCCGCCCUCUUAGUUUCAACAAGCUUAUGCUUGGCCGGAGUUUACGCAUGCUCAACUCUUAUCCAAAUGAGCACAACAAACUUCAUAAGAACACAUAGGAGAUUCUGAGCCAGCAAACCGUAAACAUCUAGUAUGUUUCUGUAGUUUUGGCACAGGAAGAUUAUAGAACUACAUUUACAACCUUGUAUAGUUCUAUCUAGUAAAUUAUAGGUGUUUUGCCC
This is a messenger RNA of Populus trichocarpa (black cottonwood), 2518 nucleotides long. RefSeq names its product protein TIC 55, chloroplastic. NCBI's taxonomy places the organism in Eukaryota, Viridiplantae, Streptophyta, Magnoliopsida, Malpighiales, Salicaceae. The transcript has 3 exons. Gene Ontology annotation, cellular component: chloroplast. Bases 735 to 2405 code for a protein of 556 amino acids. The record is from RefSeq and is a predicted model, not a curated record. Gene Ontology annotation, biological process: protein targeting to chloroplast. Gene Ontology annotation, molecular function: 2 iron, 2 sulfur cluster binding; chlorophyllide a oxygenase activity.